AUGUCGGAGGAGUGCGUCAUCUACCAGAGGUUGGUGUCAACCACUGAUGACUUUACCCUAUUCCCUUCAGUGAUUGUUUUUGCUCUCUGCCCAAGUGGAUACAGUGGUCUGGGAAGACGAUGCAUCAAGGUUGUCACCGAGAAGAUGGACUGGGACUCCGCUAGAGCACACUGUAGAGAUGACAAUGCUGAUUUGAUUACCCUUGAGAGUCAGGCAAAGAUGAAUGAAUUUCGGGACUUCAUGGCGACCAAUGGACAUGAAUCUGACAAUGGCUACUACUGGUGUGCAGCGUCAAAAGUCAGUGACGGAUGGCAGUGGAUCAACGGAAAGACAUUCUCCAACUCUGCCCUCUGGUGCGACGGUGAGCCAAAUUUUCCAAAUGAUGAGGAGUGCGCGUCGACACGAGAUCCAGCGUUCAAUUGCUAUUAUGAUGAUUCCUGUAACGAAAACUUGAAGUUUGUGUGUGAGGUUCAGUUCUGA
Messenger RNA from Haliotis rufescens (red abalone), 480 nucleotides. RefSeq names its product C-type lectin domain family 4 member M-like. Gene Ontology annotation, molecular function: signaling receptor activity. The record is from RefSeq and is a predicted model, not a curated record. Bases 1 to 480 code for a protein of 159 amino acids. The transcript is spliced from 3 exons. NCBI's taxonomy places the organism in Eukaryota, Metazoa, Mollusca, Gastropoda, Lepetellida, Haliotidae.